This is a messenger RNA of Pocillopora verrucosa, 2735 nucleotides long. RefSeq names its product TWiK family of potassium channels protein 7-like. Gene Ontology annotation, biological process: potassium ion transmembrane transport; stabilization of membrane potential. NCBI's taxonomy places the organism in Eukaryota, Metazoa, Cnidaria, Anthozoa, Scleractinia, Pocilloporidae. The record is from RefSeq and is a predicted model, not a curated record. Gene Ontology annotation, molecular function: potassium ion leak channel activity; outward rectifier potassium channel activity. Gene Ontology annotation, cellular component: plasma membrane.
UGUUUUCAGAAAGUUCUAAUGGAGUCGGAAUGCUGAAUGUAAAGAGAUACAAAUGCAAGAAAACUUUUCCUGAUUCGAUUUCUCAUCAAGGAAUUUGAACUCUUAAGUGAGAAACUAGGCGCCGAGUAAUUGUUCAAGUAUGAUUGAGGACUGCAGAUUUUUGAAUACUUUAUGUGGUCCAAUGCGUUUUUAACAAUCUCGUGGGCUGUGGUUUUUAGCUUCGCUCCAAUGGUUUUAAAAUCUCGAAGGAAUAUCAAGUGUGAAUUUUUUUUCUUCCUUGCAAUCAUGUGACGUCGAUUCGAUCGAAGCAAGUUGUCUUUAAACAACGGAUAACUCUCAAAGGAAAGAAGCAAAACUUCUUGUGAACAGAAAGUUAACAGUUUUGACGUUCAGAGAAUAGCGCGUGUUUACUGUACGGGCUGAUCAUCGAACUGUGUAGCAGUUGACAUAAUUUCAGCGUCUGGACGCCCAGAACGCCCAAAGAAUUUUAUCGUCAAAUUACGCGCAGUAUUCACAGUGGAACAUGCCACUUUUCAAAGGAAAAGACAAAGAGGAUGACACUGAAGGAGAUCGGAAGAAAAUGCUGCCGAAUAUGAAUCUCCCAAGCAUUGAUAAAACCAAAAUCAAAAGCUCACUGAAAUGUGUGAAAUGGAUCCAAAAGAAGAUACAGAAGAAAGGAGCUGCAUUUCCGCUCUUUAUGAUUCUCCUGAACGCCGCUUACCUAACUUUAGGGGGACUUAUAUUCAUGGCUCUAGAGCGGCAACCUAAAGUUGUUGUAAAUACUUCCCAAGAAUUGGUGGACAUUUUCAAUGUUUUGAAGAAUUCUGAAAUAAGUCAGAACUUGUCGCUAUCCGAUGGAAUAAAUGUACCUGGUUUAGUGCAAAAUCUCACUUCGAAAGAUCUAGAAAAACUUGAAGGUGUUCUUUCUCGAAUAACCAACCAACGUACGGCUGCAGCCAAAAAGGAAUGGAACAUCUAUAAUUCUAUCUUCUUCUGUAUGACUGUAACAACUACAAUUGGUUAUGGAAACUUGUCCCCAGUAACAGUAGCUGGCCGCGUCAUUUGUGUCAUUUACGCACUACUAGGAAUACCACUGACCCUAGCACUCCUUGCUAUCGUUGGUAAAAUUUUGGGUGAUUACAUAAACGACGCAUGCGCUUGGCUUCUUAAAUGGUAUAGGAAAGUUCACAAGUCGUACGAAUAUGAACGAACUGUCCAAGACGGAGAUGAUGGCCAAGUGGACGCUCCUUUGUGGAUGGGUCUGUUAAUUCUUCUUAUCUUCACCACUCUUAUGGCUGGGCUGUUUUGUUGGAUAGAAGGAUGGGAUUUUGGCACCUCUCUUUAUUUUCAAUACAUAACGUAUCUUACCAUUGGGUUUGGAGACGUCGUACCACAGAAAGAGCAGCUCGUCUUCGUGAAUAUUUUCCUCGUAUUCCUUGGCCUGUCGGUCCUUUCCAUCACACUCAGUAUGAUCGCAUCUAACAUUCACCAUCAAAUGCAGAAAGCCUCAUUUAUUGAGAAACUUAAAGACACUGAGUUGUCAGAUUCUUCCUUCGUUGGCUCAGCCGUGGGGAUUGGGGACGAGGAGAUGGGUGAUGGCAACGGAAAUAAAGGAAGGAGAGGGUCUGGAGAUGACAGCGCAAUCACCAAACAGGACUCAAAUGGUGGAAAAUCUUACGGGAGCACAGAAAAUGGUCCAUGAAACGUCUUUAUUUUCAGAGAACAACCGUGUUUCGUCAGAAUUCAGUGUUAAUUUUGGUUUGCGAACUUCUUUAAGUCAAGAACUAACCCCUAACAUAGGUAGAUGUGGCUAUUGCAAUUCUGAAUGAAACAUUUAAUUAUUUUCCCCUAUACAGGGCUAAUCUGGAAAUGUUUAUUCAUCAUAAUAAUGGCAAUUAAACUUAUCUGUAGCUCCUAGAGGAGACAUUUGAGAACCAAAACAUUAUGUUCCAAAUUUAAAGGCCUUCUGUGUGUGCUUGAGAUGCGUACAGCCAUGUGCGCACGAAUGCGCGUUUCCCGUGCUUCGUAAAUGUUACACGCGCAUGUAAUGUCUCUGUCGGUGACUUAUAAUUUACCAACGAUCUCUUCUCCUUCGGCACAGUUGUUUAUUGAGGAGGAAAAUUAAAGAAAACUGGCCGUAAUCUGGAUAAUAAGAAAAGAAAAAGGAGUAAAUUCCUCUUUUCACGGUGUAAUAGUUGUGCUUUCCUUCUUCCUGCCUUUUAUGAAAGGCUAUUUUCCUAAAUCGAUGGAGAUGGAAAUAUCUCUUUCCACUGAGCUUCGCUAAGGCAAGGAAAAGUUUAAUGUGAAAAAAAUUGAUGCCACUGGACGCGAAUUAGAGAACCGAAAUCUAUUGCCAUACGGCAAUUUUGAACAAAAAUACGCAAAGCUGUCGUAAUUUGGCAGCUAAAAAGUGUCUAAAAUUAUCCAAAGUUAUCUUAUACGAGUAUAUCGUUAUUAUUUUCUGCUUUUCCGAUAAGGUCAAUGUAUAUUGAUUACCAUCAAUCAGCCUGGAAUUCUUGAAAAGAAACAAUUAUUCAAAGUUAUUUUUGUAUCCAUUUUAAAAGGGCAUUCAUUACUGUAAAAUCUGUAAAAUUUUUCUUUUCUUUGUUCACAGAGUGCGCGUACAACUAUUGAAUGAUUAUGUGAUGUUAGAGAUUUUCAUAAAGUUUUUUUUUCCAGUUUUUGAUUAAGAGUGAAUCUUGAGAGAGAGCAAAAGAUAUGUUCAGUUGUAAACU